AGUGUGAGCUGCUGGGCCCCUUUGCCAUCCUCAUACAAAUCACCCUCGGCGCAUUAGCCCUUUCUUCUCUUCUAUACAAGCGGCACCUUGAGUCGCCGCGCCGACCAUUCAAAGUAUGGGGCUUCGAUGUCAGCAAGCAGUACGGACACUUUUCUACAAGGUACCUUGCUAUGCUAAUCUCUUCAAUAGACUCUUUGGUGCAGUGGUUGUGCAUUUUGUCAAUAUUGCCAUGUCCAAUCUUGCUCGGGAUGUAGGUGGAUCGAAAGAGUCACCGUGCACAUGGUACUUUCUCAAUAUCCUCGUUGAUACGACCAUUGGCGUGGCGAUACUGUGGUAUGCACUACGGACGCUCGAUGCGCUCUGCGUGCUUCUGGGAGUCGAGGGACUCAAUAUCUCGUACUGGCUGAAACAGGCAUGUGUCUACACGAUUGGCCUGCUGCUGAUGAAGUUUGCCGUGUUUCUCAUUCUGCACGUCGUUCCCCAGCUUGGCGGCAUUGGUUCUUUCCUGCUACGAUGGACGGAAUACAGCGAGAGGCUGCGGAUUGUGGUGGUCAUGGCUGUGUUUCCGCUGAUUAUGAAUGUGAUUCAGUAUAUUAUUAUCGACAAUAUUGUCAAGGCCCCGAGCAAGCACACUGGCCGUGAUGAGUCGUCUCGCCUUGUGCAGGAUGGGCAGGAUGUAUAGAAGGCCU
Molecule: messenger RNA, 689 nt
Organism: Protomyces lactucae-debilis
Lineage: Eukaryota; Fungi; Ascomycota; Taphrinomycetes; Taphrinales; Protomycetaceae
Product: vacuolar membrane protein-domain-containing protein
Exons: 3
Coding region: 116-682 (188 amino acids)
Cellular component (GO): membrane
Source: RefSeq, a predicted model, not a curated record